Messenger RNA from Lingula anatina, 1488 nucleotides. RefSeq names its product ubiquitin carboxyl-terminal hydrolase isozyme L3. NCBI's taxonomy places the organism in Eukaryota, Metazoa, Brachiopoda, Lingulata, Lingulida, Lingulidae. The record is from RefSeq and is a predicted model, not a curated record. Gene Ontology annotation, cellular component: cytoplasm. Gene Ontology annotation, biological process: protein deubiquitination; ubiquitin-dependent protein catabolic process. Gene Ontology annotation, molecular function: cysteine-type deubiquitinase activity.
AAGUCACAUUCAGAGGUCAGAGGUCAUCAAGCCGGGAAAUACUUCACUCACAACCAUGGCACCAAGAUGGUUACCUCUGGAGUCCAACCCAGACGUGAUGAACAAGUUUGUUAAGCAGCUGGGUCUGCAGGGGCCCUAUGGAUUUGUGGAUGUCUUUGGAUUGGAUGCAGAUCUGUUAACUAUGGUGCCCCGUCCUGUAGCCGCGGUUCUACUAUUGUACCCCAUUUCUGAGAAGUCUGAGGCUACAGCACUGGGUGUGGAGGAGGAGAACAAAGAAGUCUACUUUAUCAAGCAGACUAUUGGAAAUGCCUGUGGAACCAUUGGCGUGAUCCAUGCCCUGGCAAAUAACACUGACAAAAUCACUUUGGCUGGAGGUAACAACUUUCUAGCUAACUUCCUAGCCAAAACCAAAGAUAUCAGUCCUGAUGAGAGAGCAAAGAAGUUGGAAAUAGACCCAGUAAGUACUGAUGUGGGUGUGAUGGUUGCAUUUUUUCGUUUCCAUAUUUUUGUAGGAGGUAACAACUUUCUAGCUAACUUCCUAGCCAAAACCAAAGAUAUCAGUCCUGAUGAGAGAGCAAAGAAGUUGGAAAUAGACCCAGACAUAGGAGCAGCCCAUGAAGCAAGUGCACAAGAGGGCCAGACACAGCCACCGCCAAUAGAUGAAAAAGUCGACCUCCAUUUCGUGACCUUUGUUCAUAAUAAUGGUGGUCUCUAUGAAUUGGAUGGACGUAAAAAUGCUCCCAAGCGUCAUGGCAACACUACUGCAGAUACUCUACUUGAGGAUGCUGCAGCAGUGGUGAAGAAGUUCAUGGCAAGGGAUCCAGAUAAUAUCCACUUCACUGUGGUUGCCUUGGCUAAGACAGAUUAGAUUGUGUUAGUUGUGACAUCUGCUGUACCAGUGAUUGUGCUUGCUGUGCCAGGAACCUGGUGAGAUUGUGUCCAAGACUAAGAUCCAUGGAAAUGGUUCUGAUCAGUGUGCUGCUCAUGUUUGCUGUCCUUCUUAAACAAUAUCAGCUCUGUGAGAAUGUGAUAAUUUUAAUACUGUGCAUAAUGGAUAAAGUUUGAAUAUUGGAUAAAGCUAUGACCCAUUAUUCAAAAUUCAAAACUACCAGUUGAGAAAAAUGUUUUUGUGAGCAAAGCAGUCCAAAUCAUUCCAUUCUGCCAUUCUGUAUUGUAAGGAUUGUCGUAAUGUGGGGCAAAUCAAACAUCUACAUCUUUACAAACAUUUCAGUAGGACCAAUAUUGAAGAUCUGAAUUUUGUAAAUGCACAGGAGAUGAAAACUGUUGAAUUGUUAUUAUCAGUUAACUUGCAUGCAUGUGUCCACAGAAAUUGGUUUCAUAUGGUUGAGACAAUCAAACAAUUCAAAAAGUCUAGUAUUUGAUCAUGCUAUCUAAAUGAGCUGCUUUUCAUUAAAAUGAACAUGCACUGUAGCAAAGCUGUGUAUUAAUUUUAACAACAGCUUAUGACCACUUUACUGUACACACUUG